AUGGAUGUAAAUAGAGCAGAUGAUAGCUUUGUGGGAAAGCCUCUAAAACUCAGCAAUAUGCUGGAGAACUACAAAGAAUCACCGCUAUACACGGGUAUCAGUGCACUUUCUGCAUUGGAUUCCAAUGUUAGACUUGUAAAGCGGGAUGGAAACUGCUUCUACUACUCGGUGAUUUUUUUAAUGCUUGAGCACUACUCGACCCCAUUGCUUGCUGCACAUCUGGUGCAGGUCUUUAGUAAGCACAACGCCAAUUUGAUUUUAAGCGGUGUUGAUUCCUAUUUGGUCAAUGAGUUUUCGGACCCAAUUAUGUCUGUUCUCAAGGCUGUGGGGAACAACGAAGCGCUUGAAAUAGAGGCCCUAGACGGAGUAUUCUGGAACUAUACGGUGGCCUACUUCAGGAUGAUCACCUCUUUAUGCAUAAAAAGCCAUCCAGAUGAUUUUUCUGCGUUUAUAGAAAAGCCCCUCAACGAGUACUGCGCAGAGUCUGUUGAAGCAAUUGACCAAUAUGCAGGAGAAGUUGAGAUGAUUGCAAUUUCUAAGGCCCUCUCAAUCUCAUUUGACCUGUUUUGUAUAGAAAAGGAAAGAAACGACCGCUUUACACGGGGGUCCGGCGAGAAUAUUGGAACUCUUUUAUUUAUUGCAGAUCAUUUCGAUAUUCUAUAUAUAUAA
Nematocida ausubeli is the source of this 669-nucleotide messenger RNA. RefSeq lists its product as uncharacterized. NCBI's taxonomy places the organism in Eukaryota, Fungi, Microsporidia. Gene Ontology annotation, molecular function: cysteine-type deubiquitinase activity; ubiquitin binding. The transcript has a single exon. The coding region runs from base 1 to 669 and encodes 222 amino acids. The record is from RefSeq and is a predicted model, not a curated record. Gene Ontology annotation, cellular component: nucleus. Gene Ontology annotation, biological process: protein K48-linked deubiquitination.